Frieseomelitta varia is the source of this 3829-nucleotide messenger RNA. RefSeq names its product transcription factor hamlet-like. NCBI's taxonomy places the organism in Eukaryota, Metazoa, Arthropoda, Insecta, Hymenoptera, Apidae. Gene Ontology annotation, biological process: regulation of transcription by RNA polymerase II. The record is from RefSeq and is a predicted model, not a curated record. Gene Ontology annotation, cellular component: nucleus. Gene Ontology annotation, molecular function: DNA-binding transcription factor activity, RNA polymerase II-specific; RNA polymerase II cis-regulatory region sequence-specific DNA binding. The transcript has 5 exons. Bases 102 to 2489 code for a protein of 795 amino acids.
GUACAGCUGGAAGUGGAGUAAGGGGGUGGUUGGACGCUUCUCACGAAACGAAUAAUUGGUUGAAGUAUAUUCGAAGCACUAGCAGUCCGCACGCCGUUAAUAUGCGACACGUGCUUAUUGGUGGACAGAUGGUGUACGAGGCGGUGAGGGACAUAGCGGCCGGUGAAGAGCUGUUUCUCGGUGUUCGAGAACCUCUUCAAUUGCAGGAUAUGUUUGGCGAGAAUACUACAGAGGACAGAAGCGAUCGAGAGACCGCCUCGCAACAUAGUGGCACCGUAGACGAGGAUAAAGAGGACGACGAGGAAGGUGAGACCAGGUGUCCGGUCUGCGACAAACCGUUUCAAGACAUUGAACUGUUGGAUAGCCACGUGGUUACCUGUCACAGAUACCCAGCGGAACAGCAUCGUUGCGACAGCUGUCCUCGUGCGUACGCCUGGCGGCCACUGCUGGUUCGUCAUCGUGCGAUCGUUCACGGUGAUCUCCGGAACUACCCCUGCGAGAACUGUCCAAAGGUCUUCACGGACCCGUCGAACCUGCAGCGACACAUCAGGACCCAUCACGUGGGCGCGAGGAGUCACGCGUGCACUGAGUGCGGAAAGACGUUCGCCACCAGUUCCGGCCUUAAGCAGCACACCCAUAUCCACAGCAGCGUGAAGCCGUUCCAGUGCGAGGUGUGCUUCAAAGCGUACACUCAGUUCUCAAACUUAUGCCGACACAAACGCAUGCACGCGGAUUGCCGUAUGCAGAUCAAGUGCGUUAAAUGCGGACAGUCGUUCAGCACGGUCACUUCGUUAUCAAAGCAUAAGCGAUUCUGCGAUUCAACGCCGCCAACCGGUCCACCUGGCGCGAUGCCACAAUUACCGACUCCGGCGCCUAGCCCAUUUCUCGUCUAUCCUAGACCUCCCGUUAGUCUCCCGGGAGGCUUGCCUUUCUAUCCGCCUAGUCUAAUGGGACCGUAUCCAGGGAUUUUUCCAAAUGCGUCCAAUUUCUUGAACACUCCUUUGCUGUUUCCUCCAAAAAUCGAGGAAGCUGAGAAGAGAUGCGACAGUCCAAAGAAAGAACGCUUCACUCCGCCGAGGGUUCUGCCGCAACAUAGCAAGAUAUCACCCUCAACGGCCGAGGAAGCUACGUCCUCCUUCAGACCAUCCCCGGCUAGACCACCCGUUCAACCAACCCCGGAGAGCGACGACGAUCCUUCCAAGAAACGAGAGAAAGAUAGGAGCAACGAGAAGAAGGCGGACCCUGAAAACGUAUCGAAAACUACGAACGAAGAGACAACGGAUCAGCCUUUGGACCUGAGAGUGCAAACAAAGAAACAACGGACGAACGUGAACGUUGCCAACAGAAGGAGCCCAUCGCCUACGCCAGCACCGAUGGAGGAAGUUCCUGCUCCUCUGGAUCCUCCGAAACCAGAGGAAGAGACGUCCAUGCUGAUGGAAGUCGAUUCCAAGGACGUGGCCAGAAGUCCUCAAUUAAAAAUUAGUUUACCCGCAGAACAACCGCCUACUAGCACACCGCACAUGGCGUAUCCCAGACCGAUUCAUCCAAUGUUUCUGGAGGCCAUGUACCGCGGACCAACGAGUUCCUUUCCAGGAUUUCCAGGCGGACCACCGCCUCCUGGAAGCGGAACAGAACCGAGACUCUUGCCACCGCUACCACCGUUCGGGACACCGCGUGGACUUCCUUUUUUAGGAACACUCAUGAACGGGCUCAGCGGCGCUAGGCCAGGAAGCGGAGGAUUCGACCUGCUUGCCAGGCCGCCACUGGGACCGUUCCCCGGCGUGAAACCCUUCCAGGACACCGUGAUUCCACCUCACCAUCAUCACCAUCAUCAUCACGCUCACGGCAAAAUGAAAGACCGAUAUUCCUGCAAGUUUUGCGGCAAGGUAUUCCCCAGAUCCGCCAAUUUGACAAGACAUUUACGCACACACACCGGCGAACAACCUUACAAAUGCAAGUACUGCGAACGGUCCUUCAGCAUCUCUAGUAACCUUCAGCGGCACGUAAGAAAUAUCCACGACAAGCAGAGACCGUUCAAGUGUCCACUCUGCGAGAGAUGUUUUGGCCAACAGACGAAUUUAGACAGACAUUUAAAGAAACACGAAGCCGACGACGGCAGUGGCGUUGUUUCCGUGGCGGAUUCACCGGGGAGCAGCAAUGAAAAUGAACGGGAGGACACGUAUUUUGACGAAAUUAGGUCGUUCAUGGGGAAGGUGACAUACGGCGGUGAGGCUGGCUACGGAUUACCCCCUCACCCGGCCUAUUUGCCCGGUAGACUUCACGAGAUUCACGAGUCUAAGAUGGAAACGGAGUAUGACGAAGACGAGGAUAGCGAGGAAGGAGUCUCUCCUUUGGAUGAAGCGGAUGGCUUAUCGCCUGCAGAAGCCAAAGAAUCGACUCCACCGCCGCAGUAUGAUCUGAAGCUGAGGGAGAAGCAGGAAUUGCUUAACAAUAACACGGCCGAGCCAGUUAUCGAGAUUUCGACAUAGCCCAUAGGACGAACGGCUUGAAAAAGAUGGAAAUCGUUCGCGGAAAUGCUGUUUUAGUGAAGCCCAUAGAACUGCUACGGACGUUAUAACCGUAGGAAAAUUCGAAUCGAUCGUGUUUCUAAGUAACUGGCAAUGAAAAGAGUGUUGAUUUGAGAAUUUCAUAGAAUUGAACUUUAAGAACAAAAACAUGUUACAAGACUAAAGAAAAGUGCGUUUAUGGUAAUCCGCAAACAUUCUCCUAUCCGGUGAGCUUUUGUUUUCCAAGUUUCUAUGUUUUUGCACCGCAAGAGUGAGAACAGAAGAGAUCGAACGAAAUUCACUAUCUUUCAUCAUACAUACAAACACAUACACACGUCUACAUCGUCACAUACACAUGUUCAUAUUCGUUACGGACAAGUUGUUCAAUAGCGUAGUUCCUACAUGCUUUUCAUUGCGCACGAUAACUGAUAACUGUUCGAAUAACCAUUUUUCCCUCGACGACUUGAAAAUCAGUUCUGAUUCAAGUAUCUAAAACUCGAUAUACCCUCCUUUAGUGUUAUUUAGUAGGGGUUUGCGGGUACCCGACAUCGAAGUCGGAUAGUGCUUAGAUCGACUCGGGAACUUUAAAAUUUAUAAUAUUCGGAUAUUAUAUACUCGAAUAUUACGUCGCGAGUCGGGUGAUUUUUCAAUCGGAUUUUAUACUUAUUCUUUCUUCAAUCUUUAUUAGACUCAAUGGAAUUUACAAUAUUGCUGCUAUUAUCAACGAUAAAAAAAAAAAAAACAGGCAUAGUAAGAGUAUUCAGUCCGCAUUUACUCAACGACAUAAUUAAUGCAGCUUAUAUACGAUUCUAUUAAAUGAAUACUUGAAUAAUGAUUUUCGAUUGAUUGUAAAAUGUAAAUUAUAUAACUUUUUCGGGAAAGUAUGUUUUAAAAAUAAGUUAGCGUUUCUUUUAUUUAUGCGGAAUAAGAAAAACUAUCGGUUUUGUUAAGUUACACAGCUACAAGGUAUCACGAAAAUUCUACAUCGUUAGUAAACAUGAGCAGUCUUGGUUUUUGACGAAGAGUUCGGAAAUAAAUAAAAAAUAAAACUCACAGGGAACUCGCGUAUACAAUGUAUACUAAAUUAACAAAAAGAUGCAUGGAUAACUGCGAAGAUAAUGUCAAGUGCUCUUGGCGACUCUCGGCUUUCGACCGACUAAAAAGGAAACCCAAAUAAAAGAAGGCUUAUUGUCAGAUGCUGGCAACGUUGUAACAGUCACGUGAACAAAAUUAAUACCCCAAAAAGUUGAACAAUUAUGUUUUCUUCACGGUAAUUUAAAAUAAUAUAGUUUUCAUGUAAUAUUUUCAUAUAAUAUUAUCAA